Messenger RNA from Nematolebias whitei (Rio pearlfish), 1446 nucleotides. It is a transcript of the gene ovch1, whose product is annotated as ovochymase 1. The record is from RefSeq and is a predicted model, not a curated record. Gene Ontology annotation, molecular function: serine-type endopeptidase activity. The coding region runs from base 1 to 1371 and encodes 456 amino acids. Lineage: Eukaryota; Metazoa; Chordata; Actinopteri; Cyprinodontiformes; Rivulidae. Gene Ontology annotation, biological process: proteolysis. The transcript has 10 exons.
AUGGAGACCAGGAUCAUCGGGGGUCAGGAGGCCUGGGCCCACUCGUGGCCCUGGCAGGUCUCCCUUCAGCUGUCAUCCAUGCCGGCCUGCGGGGGAGCCAUCAUCGGUCCGCAGUGGGUCAUCUCUGCUGCCCACUGCUUCAAAAGGUACAACAAGGAAUCUCUGUGGAAAGUUUUGGCAGGACGGCACGACCUGGAUAAGCCUCAGGAGCCCGAGGAGCAGCUGGUCAAGGUCUCCCGGAUCAUCAGCCAUAACGGAUACGAUCUGAAGACCAAGGAGCGCGACGUGGCUCUGCUGAAGCUUGAGCGUCCUUUGGUUUUCAACGAGUUCGUCAGACCCAUCGACGUCUGGAUGAGUCCACUGCCCGACCUGCUGAAGUGCACCAUCACCGGCUGGGGUUCCACCCGAGAGAACGGCCCUCGGGUUAACAGACUGCAGGAGGUGAAUGUGACCAUCCUGUCGUUGGAUGCCUGUAACGAGUACUACAAAGACAAGAUCAGACAGUCCAUGUUCUGCGCCGGGAAGGAAGAAGGAGGCGUCGAUGCCUGUCAGGGGGACUCGGGAGGUCCGCUGUCGUGCUUUACCGGCACCAGACAUGAGCUGGCGGGUCUGGUGAGUUGGGGAGUUGGAUGUGGUCGAGCCAAAAAACCAGGAGUUUACACCAAAGUCCAGGAGCACGUUUGGUGGAUCUCUGAGAUGAUGAAUAGCAACGUUGGAUUAGAAGAGGAUUUCGCAGAGGAAGGUCUGGCUGGGAUCUCUGUGUCCCAGGGUAGGGGGAUCCAGGUGGACAAUGUGACAGAGUCCUGUCCUUUCUCCUGGCCAUGGAUGGUCAGUCUUCAGUCCAACAGGAAGCACUACUGCAGCGGUGUCCUGAUCCACCACCGCUGGGUUGUCACUGCCAAACACUGCAGUGUCAGUGCUAAGGAAGAUGUGGCUAUCCUUGGACUCCAUGACAUGAAUGAGAAGUCGACGCAAACCAUCCUGGUGGAGGACGUGAUCAGCCCGAUGCACGACGCCAGCUUCCCCCCUCAGUCAGACCUGUCUCUGCUCCGCCUCAGUGUCUCUGCUAAACUGGAGAACAUGAACCCCUCCAAGCUGCACCAGGCUGAACUGGCCCUUGUCAAUGAAACUGACUGCCACCAGAAGUGGGGGGACUUCUUUACCGACGCUCACAUCUGUGCACACCCCGCGGGCUCCGCUUCCUGCAUGGGCGACUCCGGGGCUCCUCUGUUCUGUCAGAGGCGGGACACCUACUUCCUGUUUGGCGUAGUGACAUGGGGCAGCUGGCGGUGCAACGCCGACAAGCCAUCGGUCUUCACCAGAGUCCCCGAGUACAACUCUUGGAUCAAAGACGAGACUGAUGACCAGUAAAUGCCUGAAGGCUGAAAUCUGGACCGGGUUUACGGCCCUCAGUUCUCAAACUGUUUUUUUUAAAGAAUAAAGUUU